AUGAAUAAUCAGGCUAAAUUUUGUCUAGCACAUCUUGUUCAAGAAGUUUUCAACUACAAGAACCAUCUGGAUAACUAUCCUGUGAAAAUGACCCGUAAAAGUCAUCACCUUAGUAAUCCAUAUGAAGAUAUUGGCAUUGGAAUAUUUAUGAACCGUGCUGCUAUGGUAAUGGCUAAUAUCGAUUCUUUACUUGAUGGAAUGUUCACAAAGGCUGCAGCGGAUGAUGAUAUUUUAUAUUUUGCGGAUAUUUGUGCGGGACCCGGUGGAUUUUCAGAAUAUAUUUUAUGGCGAAGAUGUAAUUCUUCACUGAAUGUGUCCAGUAAUUGUCGAAGUUGGAGUAAACUGACUAAAAGCCAACACUAUCUGCUAAAGGAUUUGGUAUGA
Trichobilharzia regenti is the source of this 384-nucleotide messenger RNA. The record is from the annotation of a GenBank genome assembly. Lineage: Eukaryota; Metazoa; Platyhelminthes; Trematoda; Strigeidida; Schistosomatidae.